Molecule: messenger RNA, 3283 nt
Organism: Quercus lobata
Lineage: Eukaryota; Viridiplantae; Streptophyta; Magnoliopsida; Fagales; Fagaceae
Product: TMV resistance protein N-like
Exons: 9
Coding region: 459-3197 (912 amino acids)
Biological process (GO): signal transduction; defense response
Molecular function (GO): ADP binding
Source: RefSeq, a predicted model, not a curated record
UUUCUUCAUCGCCCAGCUGUCGCUACUGGUUCUUCUUCACUGCUACGGCUUCUUCUUCUUCUUCUGUGCCGCUGCUGCUGCAGAUCAAAUCUGUUACCUCUCACCCCUCUCUCAGCCAUAUUGACACCGCUACUGCUGCUCUGCUUCUUCUUCACAGCCACCACUAUUGCUGCUCUGCUUUUUCUUCACCGCCCAGCUGUCGCUACUGGUUCUUCUUCACUGCUACGGCUUCUUCUUCUUCUUCUUUGCCGCUGCUGCUGCAGGGAGCACGGUGCCGAUCUGAAACUCCAAUCCAAGCACAGCGAGAAAAACUCCGAUCCAAGCACGGCGAGAAGAACGCCAAUCCAAGCACGCUAAUCCAAGCACUCCAAUACAAGCACGACGAUCUGAAACUCCGAUCUAAGCACACCGAUCUACCACAAGCGCCGAUCCAUUCUCUCUGUCUCUAUUGGUUCACAAUGACUGUAAUUGAUAUAAUCCUAUACUACGGUAGUCCGCUUAGCAAUGCCAAUGCGAACAAGGGAUUGCCUUUUGAAGGGCCGGGUAUAAAGUGCUAUUAUACUCAAAUUGAUCAUAGGUUGAAGACCCUUAAUGAUUUAAAGAUGAUAGUUAUGGAAGAAUUGUGUCUGAACCCUGCUUUACACGACAUACAAAUGAUUUUUCGUUCUCCACAUGAAGUCCUUAAGCAUCAGAUUAAUUACAAGUAUAUGGCAAUAGAAGCGGACAAACAUGUGAAGAUCAUGUUUGACAAGAUGGAGAGGAUAGCCCAAGUAAGUGCUAUUGAGUUGUACAUAAAGUUGGAGUUGCAUGCAGAAGUUGGCGCUGAGGAAAUCCAACAAACAACCACAAGUUUACAAGUUACAGUUCUAGAUGCUCAAUAUGAAUCUUUUACACAUGUAGAGGAUGAUGAUGAUGACGAAGACUAUGUUGAUGAUAUUGCCAUUAAUGGUGAAGAUUUUGUCAAUAGAGAUGAGUAUGAAGAGGGGAUUGAUCGAGGCGACUUUGAGAUAAACAUUGAUAACCAUGAAAUUGCUACCGAUGUUCAUGCUGAUCAUAUAUUUGACUGUGGUGAAACUAAUGCAAACAAUGCUAUUAGUGUCCAGAACAUUAUGAACACAAUCCCUACGUACACACUUCCUGCCUUGUCAUUCUCUGCAAAUACUAGGGCAAACAUGGAACAAAGAACAAUUGUACAGAUCCCAUCAAUGGCUUCCUUGAAUAAUGAAGGAGCCAGCCCUUCUUCUUCCACUCGCCGAUGGGAGUAUGCUGUCUACUUGAGCUUUAGAGGUAAAGAUACCCGCGAAGGUUUUACCAGCCACUUAUAUAAGGCUUUGUGCAACAAAGGCAUUAACACCUUCAUUGACGAUAUUGAUCUUUCGAGGGGAGAAGAAAUUUCGAAAAAGCUUAUCCAAGCCAUAAAAAAUUCAUCGAUUUUGGUUAUUGUCUUCUCUGAAAACUACGCAGAGUCUAAAUGGUGCUUGGAUGAGCUCGCUGAAAUUGUUGAGUGUAGAGAAAAGGACAAGGAGAUUCAAAUUUGUCCAAUUUUUUACAAUGUUGAUCCAUCAGAAAUACGAAAUCAAUAUGGAAACUUUGGAAUUGCACUAGCUAAUCAUGAAAAGAAGUUCAAGAAUAACGAGGGCAAGGUGCAAAGGUGGAGGGAUGCUCUAAGAAAAGCAGUUAAUGCAUCUGGAUGGCAUUAUAAGAAAGGCAGCGCUACAUAUAAAUCUGAAUCUCACUUCAUCCAAAACAUUGUUGAAGAGAUAUCAAAUGCUAAAUUAAAUUGGACGCCGUUAUAUGUUGCUAAAUACCCAAUUGGAAUAAAUUCUCGUGCAGAGGCCAUCGAGUCACUUUUAGAUAUUGGGUUAGAUGAAUUUUGUGUGGUAGGGAUGUAUGGCCUUCCUGGAGUAGGAAAGACUACAAUCGCAAAAGUUGUUUAUAAUAAAAUUGCUAAACAUUUUGAUGGAAGCAGCUUUUUAGAGAAUGUUAAAGAAAAUUUAGGUACAAAUGCUGGCAUAAUCAAACUACAAAAGCAACUUCUUAAUGACAUCUUAAGGGAUGGAAAAUGGAAAGUGGGCAACAGUUCUAAAGGAAUCACUUUGAUAGAGGAGACACUUUGCUAUAAAAAGGUUUUUUUAACUCUUGAUGAUGUUGAUGAUUCAACACCAAUAGAAAAUUUGCUAGGAAAAUGUGAUUGGUUUGCUCCUGGAAGUAGAGUCAUUAUAACAUUAAGAGAUAGACACUUGUUAACUGCCCUUAAACAAAAAUUUUGUACAACUUACAAGGUCAAGGAAUUCGAGGUCAAGCAAUUAAACAAACGUGAUGCUCUUCAACUCUUUAAUGAGCAUGCCUUUCUUGGAAACAAACCUCAUGAUGAAGAUUAUUCUAAACUUGCAACUAAAUUCAUAGAUUUUUCCAAUGGUCUUCCACUAGCUCUAAAAAUAAUAGCUCGUGAUUUGUGUGGAAGAGCUAAAAAAGAAUGGGAAAGUGCAUUAGAUUUGUAUAACAAAAUUCCAAACAAAGACAUUCAAAAAAUGCUUAGAGUAAGUUAUGAUGGAUUGGAAGACACCGAGAAAGAUAUUUUUCUCGAUAUUGCAUGUUUCUUCAAAGGAUGGGACAAAGAUUAUGUUGUAAAGAUAUUAAAUGCUUGUAAAUUACAUCCAGGUUCUGGUAUUCCAAGACUUCUUAAUAAGUGUCUCAUAACUGUUGAUAUAUUUGGUAGAUUGUCAAUGCAUAACUUGAUACAACAAAUGGGUAGGGAAGUUGUUCGAGAACAAGCACCAAACAUCCUUAGAAAACGUAGCAGGUUAUAUUGUUACGAGGAUUCGCUUGAAGUACUAAAAGGAAAUAAGGGAUCAAAAAAAAUUCGUGGCAUAAUGUUGCAUUCGCCCCAACUAGUAAAAGUGCAACUACACACGGAAGCUUUCAAAAAGAUGGAAAAUCUCAAAUUCCUAAUAGUUGAGAAUGUACAUAUUUGUAAACCACUUGAAUUUCUUCCCAACAAGUUAAUACUUCUUAAGUGGCCCAAUUAUCCUUUUCACUGGCCAUCCGAAUAUUUUCCUGAACAACUUGUUGCUAUUGAGAUGCCACAUAGUCACAUUAGAUUGCCAAAACUAAUCAAACAGGAGUGUCAUAUAGAAAAUUUGAUAGAUGUCAAUCUCAGAGAAAUCUUCAAAUUCUUCCAAGCCAGCUCAGGUUGAAAUCUCUUGAUUUUUUUACUCUUUCUGGCUGCUCAAGGCUUGAGAAGCUCCCUAAUUUUCAUCCAGAAAUGGAAUGUUUAAAGACU